AUGCAACUACACUGCACGGCGCGGCGCGGCGCAGCGCAGCCAAACGUGCCCCGACUGAACUGUCCUGCCCAGCUCCCCAGCGGGUGGCUCCGGGGGCGCACGUCUCCCAUACCGGACCCGGACACGGACCCGGCCACGGACCCGGCCACGAACACGAACACGGCCACGGGCAUCGCCGAAGCCGCCCCAACAAGAUCCAUCCCCGUCUUCCUGGCGCCUCGCGGAGCCGAGACCCUGCUUUGCCGUGCCGCAGACGGACACAGUCGGGGCAGCGAGAAGCAAAAGGCGACCGACCGACUCCACGUCACGCCGACAUUGCAAAGUCUUGCCCAACUGCAGGCUACCCUUGUCCCGCGGCCGUGGCUGCCCAGCGCAUCGUCACUGCCCGCCACUCGCUCGGCAUUCCUUGGGCAGAAAUUCCCCUUUGCAUUAGACGAACCGAACCGCUCAGACACUUGCCGCCGUGUCGGAGUCCCCGUGCCGCACACGCCAAGGACGGUGAAAGCAAAAGCCAUGCAUGCAACCACCUCUCCUGCGAGCACCGCCGCCGCCGCCACCGAGCAAGAGCCUCAAAAAGACGCCGCCGUCGCCGACAAGAACAGUCAAGUCCUUGGCUUGUCCGCUCUCCCAUUAUGCAUGCCGAGGAGCCCAGCAUAA
This is a messenger RNA of Ustilaginoidea virens, 657 nucleotides long. RefSeq lists its product as uncharacterized. The coding region runs from base 1 to 657 and encodes 218 amino acids. The transcript has 2 exons. NCBI's taxonomy places the organism in Eukaryota, Fungi, Ascomycota, Sordariomycetes, Hypocreales, Clavicipitaceae. The record is from RefSeq and is a predicted model, not a curated record.